Messenger RNA from Chrysoperla carnea, 2001 nucleotides. RefSeq names its product retinoblastoma-like protein A. Gene Ontology annotation, cellular component: mitochondrion. The coding region runs from base 481 to 1776 and encodes 431 amino acids. The transcript has 5 exons. NCBI's taxonomy places the organism in Eukaryota, Metazoa, Arthropoda, Insecta, Neuroptera, Chrysopidae. Gene Ontology annotation, biological process: cobalamin metabolic process. The record is from RefSeq and is a predicted model, not a curated record.
AUUGAAAAGUGUAUCAAAGAAUGCGUAGUUUUCUGUGAAAUUAAUGUUGUUAAUCAAAAAUUAAAAAAAUUAAAAUCCAUCGAAACAUCUAUAUUUUAUUAAGUUCGGGCCACCCACAAAAAUAAAUUCAAAAUUUCAAUACAAUAUCAAGUGAAUAAAAGCUGAUUGAAAAUAAAGCCUUAAAGAAUUCACAUACGAGGUGAUAUUUUUGUUUGUAUGUGCGAAAAUAUUUUAUUUAGAAAGAAAAAUUUUUUUAAAUCAAACAAUCGGAGUCACACGUCACAUAUGUCACGUAGAUAAAUAAUACAAAAUAAACAGAGUCAUUGCAGGACAUAAGUGACACAGGCUAUAUUUAUUUUUCUUCUUAAAAUUUAAUUUAAAUUAAAAAUUUUUGGUGUUUUUAUAUUCAUUCAAUGUUCUUCCAUCACGUCAUAUUUGUUUUGACAUAAAGUUAUGCAAUCAAAGCAAUGAUAAAUAAUAAUGAGUGUCAUGUCAUCAGUGUUUGUGAAGCUAGUGUUGAAAAGGAGCUUUUUGGUGAGGAAUACAAGCCAUCAAUUUAUAAUAUUUCAAGUUAAACCUAGAUAUUAUUCAAGAAAACGUAAUCAAAUUGGUACAUAUGGUCCGUUUAAAAUUGUUAAAGCUGAUCAAUUAUGUGAUGAGUCGGGUAAUUUAAAUCAUGUAAAUAAUAUAAAUUGGGAAUUAUUUGCAACAAAUGGUUAUCCAUUUUUUAUGCCUGGUAAUGUUGGUCCUGCAUGGCAAAAUACCGAAACAUCUGAAUCAUUUGUACAACUCAUUGCAUCAACUUUAGCUGCCGCAACAAAUCAACAACCAUUAUUUAAAAUUCAUCAUUCGUCGUCAUCGAAUCAGAAACAGCAAACAAAUAGAAAUAAUAAAUUAAAACCAUCAAAGAAGACGGCUACAAAUAAAACAGAAAUAAAAUCAAAUAAAAAUAGCGUAGAAACACAAUGUGAUCUAGAUAAAGAUAGUAAAGAUUUAAAGAUAAAAAAGACUUCUACAACUACAAAUAAUAAUAAUAAAAGUAAUGAAAACCAAUUAUCAUGUAUAGUAAAUGAAUGUCCAAUGGUAUUACGUAAAGGUGUUAUUGAAUUAUUUGGUAAUACAAAUGGUGGACGUUUAGUUGAUUUAAAAAGUUCAAUAUUAACUGUUGUUACUUUGGUACAAUAUCCUAAAAAUAUUUAUCAACGUAGUACAACGGAUACAGAAUUGAAUAUUGAAAAUGAUGAUGAUAUUAUUGAGAAACUAGCUAAAAAUUUUGUGCUGGCUGCCCAAGAUAUAUGUAUGACAUUAACUAUAAUGGGAUAUUGGGCUGAUUUUAUAAAUCCAUUUAGUGGUAAACCAUAUUUUUCAUCACAAACGUCGUCAUUAACAUCAUCAAUAUAUAAUACAGAUCAACGAUUUCGUUGUUUGGAUUUUCAAAUAGUUAAACAAAAUAAUUGUACAAUUAUUAAAAAUGAUAAACAACAUGAAUACAGUCCUAUAAAUGAUGAUACAAAUAACAAUAACAGUAAUACCAUUGUUGAUAACAACAAUACAACAAAAAUGAAUACAACACAACAAUUUCAUACAGAUUCUGCCUCUACAACAGUCAAUAUUGAAGAUGCUUCUAGAAUAAUGUUUGAUCGUAAUUCAACAACAGAUGCUGAUAAGCAUGUUAAUGAUACAUUUAUAGGAUCCCUAUUUACAAAUGCCCCACAUGAUAUUGGAUAUUUAUUGGAUAUUAAGACACAAAGUGCUGGUGGCUCUGAUAAAAAGUAAAAAUGGAUUCAUUAAAUUCGAACCGAUCUCUCACAAAGUUUCCUAAUGUUAUGUUCCCAUAUUGUGUGUUCAAAAAAACAUUUUAAUUCAUAUAAAACAGGACCUAAUCUAGAGCCUAGAAAUAAUGCGCCCUUCCAUAUCCACACUCUGUCUUCAUUAUCAUUAAUUGUAUUCCUAUUUUUUUUGUUCAUGUGUUUUUUGGUUUUUUAUUUCGAAUUUAUGAAA